AUGGCAGGAAAGAAAGGUGCCGAGAAUUCCAAGAAGGCCGCUGGCAACGCCAGAAAAGCCGAUGCUGCUGCCUCGAAGAAAGCUGGCGAGGAUGCCAAGCGUGCUGCUGAAGAAGACAAGCAAUGGUCUAAGGGAUCAAAGAGCGGCGCGAAGAAGGAAGAUGCUGAAGCUAAGAAAGCCGAAGCUGCCCGCAAGAAGGCUGAGCGCGAUGCCAUGCUAGCCGCCGAAGAAGCCUCACAACCUGCCAAGGCCAAAGGUGCCAAUGCGAAGACCGCACAAAAGAAGACUCGCGGCCUCGACCUAUCGCAGUUGGAUGACGCACCCUCAGGAAAGUCCUCUGCACUCAACGCCAGUGGUAUUGACAAUGCUCUGGACGCCCUCUCUCUCACAAACAAGGAUACCUCCAAGGUCGAGCGACACCCUGAGCGGAGAUUCAAGGCCGCCUAUGCUGCGUUCGAGGCACGACGCCUUCCAGAGAUCGAGGAGGAGAACCCAGGCUUGCGUAGACAGCAGCGUGUUGAUCUUUGCCGUAAGGAGUUUGAAAAGAGCGAGGAGAAUCCCUUCAACCAGGUGCACGUGGCGUCCAACGCUACUAAGGAGGAGAUUGCUCAGGUCCGGGACCAGGAGCGACAAAAGACCGAAUCCCGACUGAAAUAG
This is a messenger RNA of Penicillium taxi, 657 nucleotides long. RefSeq names its product DUF1014 domain protein. NCBI's taxonomy places the organism in Eukaryota, Fungi, Ascomycota, Eurotiomycetes, Eurotiales, Aspergillaceae. Gene Ontology annotation, biological process: transcription by RNA polymerase II. The coding region runs from base 1 to 657 and encodes 218 amino acids. The record is from RefSeq and is a predicted model, not a curated record. Gene Ontology annotation, molecular function: transcription coactivator activity. Gene Ontology annotation, cellular component: nucleus. The transcript has 3 exons.